AUGGCUUCAGAGCAAGAGGCCCAAAUUGUCCUCGAGGCGAAGAAGCUUCCGGUUUCACCGACUACCUACACCUACACUGAGCGCGACGUCAUCCUCUAUAAUCUCGGUAUUGGUGCGACUGAGAAAGACCUCCAGUGGACCUACGAGGGCGACGAUGACUUUUCGGCAAUCCCGACGUUUGGCGUUAUACCUCAAAUGGAUGCAAUGAGCUCUGUUCCAAUGGACUUCCUUCCAAACUUCAAUCCAGCUAAACUUCUCCACGGCGAACAAUAUCUCAGCAUUAAGGCUCCUGUUCCAACGAGCGGAGAGCUCAUAAGCACUGCUCGUCUCCUCGAAGUGCUCGACAAAGGCAAGGCCGCGGCGGUUACCUCUAUCGUUGAAACCCGCGACACGUCCGGGAAACUCAUCUUCGAGAACCAAUCUACUGUUUUCAUCCGGGGGGCUGGGGGCUUUGGCGGUCGACGAAAUGCCAGUGAUCGUGGACCUGCCUCUGCUGCCAACGAUGUCCCGAAACGUGCACCAGACGCGGUUGUCGAGGAGCAAACGAGUGCUUCUCAGGCAGCACUGUACCGUCUGAGCGGGGACCUCAAUCCCCUCCAUAUUCUCCCAGAAUUUGCGGCCAUUGGCGGGUUCAACAAACCUAUUCUACAUGGCCUCUGCUUCAUGGGUAUUUCCGGCAAGCAUGUUUUCCAAAAGUUUGGGGCCUUCCAGGACAUCAAAGUUCGCUUUGCUGGUGUCGUGUACCCAGGCGAAACUCUGGUCACUCAGAUGUGGAAGGAGGGAAACAAAGUCAUCUUCAGCACCAAGGUGAAGGAGCGUGAUUCGGUCGUACUUGCCGCUGCUGCCGCCACACUAGCAACGGGAUCCAAAGCAAAACUCUAG
Mycena indigotica is the source of this 882-nucleotide messenger RNA. RefSeq names its product Peroxisomal multifunctional enzyme type 2. The coding region runs from base 1 to 882 and encodes 293 amino acids. The record is from RefSeq and is a predicted model, not a curated record. The transcript is spliced from 8 exons. NCBI's taxonomy places the organism in Eukaryota, Fungi, Basidiomycota, Agaricomycetes, Agaricales, Mycenaceae. Gene Ontology annotation, cellular component: peroxisome.